AUGCAGGGAGGGGCGGGGAAGGUUAAAACAGAAGCUGCCCUGCACCCUGUCGUUCCUAAAAGUGAAGUUGCAGCUGGAGAAUACCAGGAUCUGCCAUCAGACAAGACUAUACCAGUUAAUAAUAUUUAUCCAGAAAGUUUAGCCAACAUCAUAAAAUGGAGAGUUUUGGAGCAAGUGAAGUUAACUACAAACAUAGUUACGGUAACAAAACUUCUGGUUGGGUUCAAUUUAACAAGUUUAACGACCCGAGGAGAAAUCUUAUUGCCAACACAGGCCGAGAAAGUAACGAAGACCACCCCGUUUGAAGUGGUAGAUGGCGACAUGGGCUAUAAUGUGAUCUUUGGAAGGCCAUGGAUACAUGAAAUUAGGGUUGUACCUUCAAUAUACCAUCAGCUGUUGAAAUUUCCCACGCCAGAAGGGAUCAAGCAGAUCAGAGGAGAUCAACCGGCUACAAGGGAGAUAAACACAGUGAUUGUUUCCAGUAGCAAGGGCAAAGAAACUAGCAAAUAG
Nicotiana tabacum (common tobacco) is the source of this 510-nucleotide messenger RNA. Lineage: Eukaryota; Viridiplantae; Streptophyta; Magnoliopsida; Solanales; Solanaceae. The record is from RefSeq and is a predicted model, not a curated record.